Molecule: messenger RNA, 2170 nt
Organism: Lolium rigidum
Lineage: Eukaryota; Viridiplantae; Streptophyta; Magnoliopsida; Poales; Poaceae
Product: cysteine-rich receptor-like protein kinase 10
Exons: 7
Coding region: 107-2137 (676 amino acids)
Biological process (GO): protein phosphorylation
Molecular function (GO): protein kinase activity; ATP binding
Source: RefSeq, a predicted model, not a curated record
CUUCAUUUCUAAUGUUGCAGGGCAAUGGUAUGUUGGCUGUUUUUAGAUUGUCUAGCCAACUCGCGACUGACGGGAAGCCUUUCAUCGCUUGCUGCCACAAACAACCAUGCUCGGCUGUUACCUCGCUCUCGCCGCCGCGGCGGUCAUCAUGCUGCUGCCGCUGGCCGCGGCACAGCCGACGCCAUGGCGGGAAUCGACAUGCGCCAGCGGCACCUACGCAGCCAACAGCACCUACCAAGCGAACCUCGGCCUCCUCGCCGCGGCACUCCCCGCGAAUGUCUCGGCCACGCCUGCUGGCUUCGCAACGGCCACCGUGGGCGUGGUGCCAGACCUGAUCUCUGCGUUGGCGCUCUGCCGCGGCGACGCAAACGCCUCGACCUGCCACGCCUGCGUCGCGGCAGGGUUUCCCGGAGCGCAGCGCGAGUGCCCCAACAGCAAGGACGUGACCAUCUACCAGGACGACUGCGUCCUCCGCUUCUCCGACCAGCGCUUCCUCGACUUUGUCGGCGUGAACUCGCCAGUUAGAGUGACAACCGUGGACCCGGAGAACCUCACGGUCUCAGCGGCCUGGUUUACCGCCGCCACCGUCGCGCUCAUGAACGCGACCGUCGACCACGCCGUCACCGCGCGCGGCAACUCCACCAAGAAGUACUUCGCCACAGGCGAGGAGAACUUCGACGCGACGCACUACCCCAUGAUUUACGGGCUGGCUCAGUGCGUGCCAGAGAUGACGGCGGCGCAGUGCCGGAGCUGCCUCAGUGGCUUCAUCGGAGCCAUGCCGUGGUGGUUGAAGGGGAUGCCCAGGGGGAGAGUUCUUGGGAUUUGGUGCAACCUGAGGUACAGCGUGAACCCAUUCUACACAGGCAGCGCAAUGGUGAAGGUUUCAGCGCCGCCGGCACCAGCACCGGCGACCGUGCCUUCAGUUGCUCCUGCAGAAGCAGGAACAGGGAGGAAAGGGAGAGUUGCAGGGAUCUCUGCAGGUGUCGCUUGUUUUGCAGUGAUGAUAUUGAUUCUUACAGUUUGUACUGUCAUUCGCUUGAAGAGAAGAAAGGCCAACAAGCGUGAUAAUGCAUUUAACAGAAUGGCAAGAGGGAAGUGCACUAUCUACGAAUUUCCUACACUAAAAGAGGCAACUGGAAACUUCUCGGAGAAGAAUAAGCUUGGAGAAGGUGGUUUUGGAACAGUAUAUAAGGGAAACCUCCCAGAUGGGCAAGAAAUAGCAGUGAAGAAACUUAUAGAUAGUACUGGACAGGGACUAGAUCAGAUACGCAAUGAAAUGCUGGUUCUGGCGCAGCUCCAGCACAAGAACCUUGUAAGGUUACAGGGAUUUUGCCUGCAUCAGAAUGAGAUGCUACUUGUCUAUGAAUACAUCAAGAAUGGGAGCCUCGACAACUUUCUUUUUGUAGAUGCUAGCAGAAGAAAUACACUAAAUUGGGAUCAAGAGUACAACAUAAUUCUCGGGAUUGCAAAGGGAAUAAUGUAUCUUCACGAGGACUCAAGCGUAAGGAUCAUCCACCGGGACCUGAAGGCUAACAACAUUCUGCUCGACGAUGCCAUGGAUCCCAAGAUUGCAGACUUCGGUUUAGCUAGGCUGCAAGAAGGAGGCCAUACUCAAACCAGGACAACUAGAGUUGUUGGGACAUACGGGUAUAUGGCGCCAGAGUAUGCUAUACAUGGAAAUGUGUCUCCAAAGAUUGAUAUUUUCAGUUUUGGUGUAUUGGCGCUUGAAAUUGUAACCAAGAGGAGGAACUGCGGCUCUGAUGAUUCCGACACGGACACGGUGAAUCUCCUAAGUGAUGUAUGGACUUGCUGGACAAAAGGGACGAUAUCAGAAAUGAUUGAUCAAUCACUUGAAGGACGUUCCCGAAUCCAGGCACUAAGAUGUAUCCACAUUGGGUUGCUGUGUGUCCAAUCAGACCCCGACGACAGGCCUGACAUUCCAUCCAUCAUUUUCAUGUUGAACAGGGACGACAUGGCGCUUCAGCCACCAGAACAACCUGCUUUCUUCUUCGGAGAAAACUCAAACUCAGCUUCUCCGCCAUGCCAGCAAGGCGUCUACAUGUACAACCGGUCGGAGGUGAUCUUUGAAGACAUAUCGAAGAACGGGCUCACAAUUACUUACCCAUAUCCUAGAUAAGUUUUUUUUGUGUACUUUAUAUAUCCCAUAUAA